This is a messenger RNA of Penicillium vulpinum, 1377 nucleotides long. RefSeq lists its product as uncharacterized. The record is from RefSeq and is a predicted model, not a curated record. Lineage: Eukaryota; Fungi; Ascomycota; Eurotiomycetes; Eurotiales; Aspergillaceae. The transcript has a single exon. Bases 1 to 1377 code for a protein of 458 amino acids.
AUGUGGUCUUCUCUAUCAACGUUGCUCGCGCUGCCUAUACUGGCCCUCAUCUCCAUCCCACUCAUUUUCUCAGCAUGGGUUACAAUCUCAUUUGCGCUCUUUGCAUUGGCACUCAGACUCUUAGUAGUCUAUGUUGAGGUAGUCUACGGAUUCCUCAUGCAUUUCUUCUCAGUGCCAACCUCAUCUACCUCAUCAUUGUUGACAUUCGCGGCCUCAGAACCUACAACCCCAGCUGAUGGUAGAUCAAGAAGGAAUUCCAAUCAAACGACGACGCAUCCCCGAAAGAUAAAUGACCCUCUCAAUUCCUGGGCUAUUGGAAUUGGAGCCAGUCUUGAUAACCCAUCAAACCGCAAAAGGAACUCUUAUGCACGCAGUAUGAUUGAGGCCCAUAACAUAUCUACCCCACUUGUCUAUAGCCUGCCUAUAAGCGGCGAUGAAAGACGAGACUUCGAGGGCGUAGGUGGAUGGCGCUCGUACCGGACAUCCAAGACCCGCAGCGUGCAUACUCCACAUGAGAAAGUCACAAGCUCGACUUCGUCCUCUUCGCCCCGUAGCACCGGCGGCGAUGUUGAUGCAGACGCAGAUAUCGACGCAGAUGAGCGAGCCUGGCUUUCUCUAAACAACCGUCUCGAGCUCCCCUCACAGCUCGUCACACUAUGCACAAGCGUCCACGCCGGGAUCACCCUAAACGGCCCCACGCAUGAAAGCGCCGAUUGGCGCAAUGGCCGAAGCAAUUUCCAAUCGCUGGCAGGAGCAACGGCCUUACAGAGUAUCUACCCAGAAAAGCAACAAAAUGGGUCAAGACACCACCACCGCUCGCUCACGACUUCCUCGCUAACGACCUCUGACCGGCGUACGGGCACAGGGCUGUCUAUAGCGCUGUCAAACAGACCUGACAACGCAGCGGUUGAUUUGAGAGAACACGGCCAGUCGAUACUGUCAACGGCACGACUUGCUGCCCCGUUCAUGACGCCGCAGCCAUACACGCAGCUGGAUCCGAACUCGCAUUUCCAGUCGCGAACUCUCCCACGCGCUUUUCCUGCAAACAGCGCACCGUUCACGAGCUCAUAUUUCUCUACCUCCGGGGAUGGGCUGAGCCACAGCUUUGGGAGUAAUAGUAGUGGUGGGAGCUUUGGUAACGGAGGCGGCGGCGGGUACUUUUCUUUGAGGCGGCCUGGGUCCUCUAGUAGCCGUGUUAGCCCUAGUACUAGUGGGUAUAAUACCCCUAGGGUUGGUCUGUCGACUGAAGAGCGUGAUACUUCAUCGGUAGGGCUAGCGCGCUCAAUGGCGCAUUAUCCCACUAGCCCUAGACAUCGGAGGCAAAGUAUCUCUGGGCCGAAUUCGAGGGGGCUGGCUACUGGUGACCGAGCCGGAUGA